AUGGCUCUAAAGGAACUAGAGUCAGAUUUGUUGUGCUUGAGUAUGCAUACUGCAAUGUAUGACAACAAUGGUGAGAAGUUGGUUAGUAGUGGUGAUGAGAAACAGGUUAUAAAGUUUAAACUGGAUGAUAUCUUUAGCCACCAGCAGGGAAAUAAGGUUGUUCUAAGAGUUUCCAAUCCAGAAAGAGUUUCCAAUCCAGGUACAAGGGUUGGCGAUGUUGAAUUUGAGGAAAAGAAGUUUGAAAAUACUGAGAAAUUGGGACCAAGAAGGUACAGGAAAUUUGGGUAUAUGAGCACACAUGAAACUGGGGAGGACAAUGAUCAUUCAAAGAAUCAUGUAGUGAAGAUAAAGGAGCUUACAGCGGAUUCGAGCAAUCUACACCAGGUUUAA
Linum trigynum is the source of this 390-nucleotide messenger RNA. The record is from the annotation of a GenBank genome assembly. Lineage: Eukaryota; Viridiplantae; Streptophyta; Magnoliopsida; Malpighiales; Linaceae.